CAUAGUAAGAUAAAGUUAAAGCUCAGUUACAAAAGUUACAAAAAAUCUGUGUUAAUGGUGUCAUACAGUAUCAAAUUCUAACUCAUUUGCAUAAUUUGAUCAAAACCUUAGUUAGUUAACUGCAGUUAACUCAAAGACACGAAGGCUUGGACAAUUCGUUAAUUAUAACAUGUCACACGUUAAAUUUUACCAGUCUGUUUUCGCAACUUUAUUAUUUUUUUGCAGCUUCUAUGUAUCAAUUACUGUAAAUACAAAUUCUCUCCAAAACAAAGUUACUGUAUUUGCACAACGAUAUUUUAACGGAGCCAACCUUACCGUGGAUAUUUCCAAUUGCGCCAACUCUUCCUCCCUCCACUACACCGUAAAAAACGACAUUUCCUCCAUAAAUUCGCACGGAAAUUGCGUCAAUUUAUAUAAAUCGGACAACUGCGAAGGCGAAUAUGUCCUCAUCGCCCCAGGAACGCCGGUCCACUACGACCUCUCCCACUGGAACGGGCUUAACGAUAAUAUCAACUCGUUAGGACCCUGUUAUCCACGGUGUGACCCGAGAUCGUUUGAGAACAAGGUGAAGGGACAGAAUAACGGGACGCAGUAUCUGAUAACUCUGUACGAUGACUUACAACGAAGAGGAUCCCACGUCACCAUGAACCUCACCGCGAACUCUUGUACCCUCGUCCCUUUACACCUCAAACGUCGCAUUUCUUCUCUCCAAGUUCAUGGAAAUUUCUGCAUUGAGCUUCACCAUACUUGGAACUGUGUCGAAAAUGGGACAUUCGCCCAGUUACGGCCCGGUUCGCCGAAAUAUGACGACCUACGAUUUUGGGUGGGGCACGAUAAUCAAGCCGUUUCUAUAAGUUUGUGUGGCUACGAUUGUCAUAAUGAGACCAAAGUGGAAUCUUCUAACGGGACGCAAAAUAAUAUUACGAACAACAGUACAGUCACCAUAUUCGAUGAGGAUGACGCCCUAUUUAACGGGCAUUUCAAAAAUCUGAAUCUUUCCCAAAACGCCUGUCUAAAUCUCAACGAUGAAUGGGACGGACAAACGUCUUCCAUUAAGACGAAUUUGAAUUGCAUCCAGCUCUUUGACGAGUUCAACUGCAGUACGACCCCUCGCGGAAGAAAUUUCACAAUUUAUGCGAAUUUCACCAGAAAAAUCGCAUUUCUAAAAACCUGGAGUUUUGACCGUAUAGCCCAGUCGAUCAUGUUAUGUAACGUGACCACCUUAAGUCAACAAAAUACUGGGAAAUCAGGGAGAUUAGGGAGUGGUGAAGCUAGCAGUGGAACAACUAUCUUUUUCAUCGUGCUAUUCUGUUUUGUGGGAGUGUCCGUGUUUUCGGUGGGGGCAGCUUGGUCGGUAACAAGAUUAAGGUCAGGGGUGUUAUUUCGGAGGAGAAGCUUUAGCAGUGUCAAUUCGCAUUCGCUCAUGUUUUAAAGCAAUAAAUAUUCACACGGAUUUAAUUUUUUAAUGUACUUGAAAUUAGCGAAUCUUAGAAAUUGCGAAUUUAGCCCAUGAUUUGAAAUGAUUUCUUUGUAUUUACCUUCAACAAAUUGUAGUGUGGUUAACUGUUGACUGUUUUGAUUUAGCUACAUGCAUUACAUUACGUGUUCGUAUUUAUGCAGAUCUAAUAUAAAUAAAUGAUUGAACACUUGAAAUUAAUAGAAUAUUUUGCACCAAA
This is a messenger RNA of Folsomia candida, 1676 nucleotides long. RefSeq lists its product as uncharacterized. The record is from RefSeq and is a predicted model, not a curated record. Bases 170 to 1432 code for a protein of 420 amino acids. The transcript is spliced from 4 exons. NCBI's taxonomy places the organism in Eukaryota, Metazoa, Arthropoda, Collembola, Entomobryomorpha, Isotomidae.